AUAACAGCUGUUCUUGUUGUUUUUAUUUAGCGCAAUAAACAAAAACUAUAAAAGACUGAUUUCAUACAAAUAAUGGCUGAGGCUGCCAAUGUGCGUCAGAAUCUACAAAAUGUGCCAUCAAUCUUUGAAAUAUCCGCUGCGGAGACACUGGACAACUUGAUAUAUCCAGCACUGAGUAAAAUCUUUGAUUACUUUGGGCUGCGUUUGGACUUUAAGCUUUGGGGCAACAUUCGCGUAAAUGAAGAACUAUCGCCACUUGUAACUUGGGUACUACAGUACCUCUAUCUACGCAAACGUGCCUCUUCCUUUGGCGAAAGCUUCUAUGGACUGCAAAGAACUGUAACUGCAACUGGCGCUCUACUUAGCCGACAGCAGCAAUUUCAAUCGGCAACAUUGCUAACGCUGCUGCCCUACAUAGAGCGUAAGCUAAGAACUCGCAGUGCACAGCAUGAUAAUACUUAUGCCUGGGAAACGCAGCUUAUUAAUCUGUUCCAUAUCUACAACGCAUCUAAGGCGGCGCAUACAUUCCUUUACCUGAUAAAAUAUGCCACAAGCCACAGCCCAUUGUUUCGUGCGCUGCGUCUUACGCUACGGUAUCCCAGCGAGCCUCCAAAAGAAGACAAAUGGACGUACCUAUUCCUUAAAUUGCUUGAGGUGCUGGCCUUCUUUUUGCAGUUUAUACAAUGGUGGUAUUCCAACGAUCAGCGUCGUAAGCUCGGUGGGUCACUGCAGAAUCCAGAGCCACUGAAGCAAUCCCAGCUGUCGCAAGAACUGCAGCAAACAGAGCCUAAACGCGGAGAAUGCCCCAUUUGUUUGCUGGUACUGCAAACUCCCACAGCCUGCGCCGUAUCCGGUUAUGUUUACUGCUGGAAAUGCAUUGUAACGCAUCUAAAGCAACAUGGCAGCUGCCCCAUUACCAAAUAUGCUAUUACAUUGGAAGAUCUGGUGCGCAUUUAUGAAACGUAGCCUAAUUAUGAUUGUUUUUAUUA
Molecule: messenger RNA, 989 nt
Organism: Drosophila busckii
Lineage: Eukaryota; Metazoa; Arthropoda; Insecta; Diptera; Drosophilidae
Gene: Pex12
Product: peroxisome assembly protein 12
Biological process (GO): protein import into peroxisome matrix; protein monoubiquitination
Cellular component (GO): peroxisomal importomer complex; peroxisomal membrane
Molecular function (GO): ubiquitin-protein transferase activity; zinc ion binding; protein binding
Source: RefSeq, a predicted model, not a curated record